CAGCAUAUGCGCGAGGCUGCUGAGAGGCGUCAGCAGUUAGAGUUGGAACAUGAACAGGCCCUGGCCGUCCUCAGUGCCAAGCAGCAGGAGAUUGACCUACUGCAGAAGGCUCAGGUUGAGGCGAAGAAAGAACAUGAAGGCGCCGUCCAUUUGUUAGAGAAUCACUUGGACAGCAUGCAGGCGAAGGUGAGGGAGUUGGAGGAGCGAUGUCGAUCUCAGAGCGAGCAGUUUAACAUGCUGUCGAAGGAGCUUGAGCGCUUCAGGGUGCAGGCUGGGAAGUUGGACCUGCUCGGCUCCGGACAGCUGACGGGAGGAGACAUGGCCGACUCGCCCAGCAAAUCACAAUCGCUGCACUCGCUCCUCAACGGCCUGGGCAAGGGAAACGAAGGCUCCUUGAGCAAGUCUAUGAUAUCGGAAUUCAUUCGACCUCUGCAGAUGAGCUCGGGAGAGAAGGCGGAGCUACUGUCUGUCAAAACCAGUUUCCUGUCUCGGAGCACACCCUCCAGCCCCCGGCGAACCUGUCUCUCCGAGGUCCGUCCAAUCCUCACUGCUGCUAUGGAGAGAGAACUGAACCUGUCUCCUCGUGCCAAGCCCCGGUACGUGGGAAAGGUCCGGCUGUGUGUCGCCCGCUAUAAUUAUAAUCCAUAUGACGGCCCUAAUGAGCAUCCAGAGGCUGAGCUCCCCCUGGUGGCCGGGAAGUACCUUUACGUUUACGGGACAAUGGAUGAAGAUGGCUUCUAUGAAGGGGAGCUGUUGGACGGCCAGCAGGGCCUCGUCCCCUCCAACUUUGUGGAGUUUGUCCAUGAUGAUGAAUUCACCUCAUCCUCGAAAGAACCGUCCUACCUCAACUUCACCUUCAACCACAGCAGCAGUCCAGCGUCGGUACCGAGCAGCGCAGUGAGCACGAUCAGUACGCUGCUCUGUGAAAAACUGGAGGCCCUGAGCUCCUGCACGGGCACAGGGACGAGCAGCAGCAGUGGUGUUAGCAGCAUGGGAAUAGGCAUCGACCUGGGUGUCAUGAGUUCCGGCUUGACCACUGAGCCCCUGGCGCCAUGCGGCACGAGUACGAGCACGGUCAUGCUGGAUGUAAGCGUGGAUGAAGUCGGAGAAGACAUAGUGCCUUACCCGCGGCGCCUGUCACUCAUCAAACAGCUUGCGAAGAGCGUGAUUGUGAGCUGGGAGUCUCCUCAUGUGCUGCCCGGCUGGGGAUCCAUCAGCGGCUACAAUGUACUGGUGGACCAGGAGGUUCGCAUCAGUGUUCCGUGCAUCGCUCGCACCAAGUUUCUGGUGGAGAAACUGAACCUGGUGUCACGCGCUCACCGUAUUUCGGUGCAGAGCGUGACGGAGCGAGGCCUCUCGGACCCGCUGCGCUGCACGCUGAUGGUCGGGAAGGACGUCACGAUGGCGCCCUGCCAGCUGCGGGUAGAAAAGGUGGCUCAGAACUCAGCUGAGCUCUCCUGGAUGCCCAGUGACAGCAGCUACAGCCAUGCCAUCUUCCUCGACGGAGCCGAGUACGACGUGGUCAAACCGGGAGGGUACAAGUACCGCUUCUACAACCUCAAACCAAUGACUGUGUACAAGGUGCGUGUGGUGGCAAGACCGCACCAGAUGCCCUGGCACUUAUCUUUAGAGCAGAGAGAGAAGAAUGAGAUCAUGGUGGAGUUCUGCACUCAGCAUGCAGGUCCGCCUUUACCCCCGCAAGACGUCCAGGUGCAUUGUGGGUCAUCUCCAGGGAUGCUGCAAGUGCGCUGGAAACCUCCUCCCCUCACACCAAGCGGCACCUCCAACGGUGCCAACGUCAUGGGCUACAUGGUCUGCACAAAAGGUCAAAAGAUCGCAGAGGUGAUGUUCCCCACAGCGGAAUACGUGACAGUUGAGCUGAAUCGUAUCCAGGGCCUGGAAGCACGUGAGGUUGUCGUACGCACCAUUUCAGCUCAAGGCGAGUCGCAAGACUCCAACGCUGCCUCUAUCCCUCACAGCCUACUGCCGCCUCCACCACACCCUCCGCCGCCUCCCUUUCCCCCAAACUACCCACAAAGCUUCCCUCAUCCACAACCACAACUACAACCAACACCAACCCCACACACACAGCCGCUACCUCCUCCUCACCCUCAACCCCAAAUACACCCUUCACCUUCAGGUCAGCCUUUCCCCAAACCCAAACUCCUCCCAAGUGCCCGAGAUGCCCACGCCAAAGAGCCGGAGGCAGGCAGGAGGCAGUGCCAGCCCUGGGAGCCUCACCAACGAGCCCCAUCGCCCCUGCCACCCCAAACCCCUGAGGUUCAUGGCCUGGAGCCGCCAGCACCACCACCACAUGUGACCCAGAGGAUCCUGCCCCAGCCUCAGGGAACACCCAUCUCCAACACUUUGGCUCGCGCCAUGGCAAGGCAGGCGGCCCAGAGACAUGGCGCCAACCACAAGCCGGAAAGAAGGAACAUCUUCAGUGAAAGGAAUAAUACUCCUCACUCAGACGAGGAGGACGAUGUUUACGACUUGACCCACACCAGGCGUAGAGGAGCCUCAGUGGACGACUUUCUCAGGGGCUCAGAACUGAGCAGACAUCACCCACAGUACUCCCACAGCGAGGAGUACUGCACGGAGAGCAGCCGAGGUUCCGAUCUGUCCGACAUCAUGGAGGAGGACGAGGAGGAUCUGUACUGUGAUAUGCAGCUGGAGGAAGGCCGCCGGCGGAGCAUCAGCUCACACAACGCACUGAAGGCGUACUACAGACGCCAGGACCUGAUGGAGGAGCAGGAUAGCUGUAACUGGGACCUGCAACGAGAGGUGGUGCGCCAGCGCUCGAUUCGCUCCCCCAAGCGCCUCCACAGCAUACCUGAGGUGGCCGAGGAAGAGCAGGAAGCCGGGGCGGAGCAGAAAACGCGGAAGGAGGAAAAAGCAAGAGAGUCUGAACGGCUUUCUGUAAACACCAACAUUCUGAAGCAGUUCCAGCGGCGCCGAUGCUUUUCAGCAGAAGACAGAACCUUAACAUGGGGCAGCCGGCAGAACACAAAAAGCCCAGACAGUGGCCUGGACUGUGGGAGCGAGGAUGAGAGCUUACUGGCCCCCCGCAGUGGCUGGAACUGGCAUUGCAGCAGUAGCAUCCACAGUGAGGGCCCCGCAGAGCGCCGUGCACUGGCGACAGGCAGGAAGAGGACUCUUACGCGCCAGUGUGGCAUGGAGGAGGACCUACUGGACGCAGCCGGUGACUUAAGGGAGUCAUACCACCACUACUACCGUCCACAUAUCUAUCACCAUCUUCACCAUCUCCAUCGGCCUCGGCACAGGUUCCGGAGCGAGAGCAGACUGAGCGAGGUUGGAAGAAGCUAUAGCAGGGACAUUAGGGCUCACUCUGUGGCCAGACUCAACAGAGCUGUGGAUGAACCACUGACUUUAGGGAACUCUUCCUCCAUGGGCCGUGCAGAUCGACUGGAGCAGUCCAGCCAUCGGAUGAGUCAUGGAUGUCCACCCCCUCAACGAAGGCCCAUGAUGGUUCCUUCCAUUGAGAUCACAAUGGAGAAUAUCAGUGAAGGGAGUGAGGGGAACCACUCACCUGUCAAGGAUGACGUUUACUAUGGCAGUGUAGUGCGCUACAGGAAAUGCCCACCACUACGCUCAGAGGAACCAUAUGGCGGUUACAGAGGACGAGCCAGGCGUUCACCAGACUACUUUGAUGAUUCGGAGAUGGACAACCUGGCCAGGAUUUUUGUAGCACUGUUUGACUACGACCCCCAGUCCAUGUCCCCAAACCCAGACGCAGCAGUAGAGGAGCUUCCCUUUAAAGAGGGGCAGAUCAUAAAGGUGUUUGGAGACAAGGACAUAGACGGGUUCUACAGAGCGGAAGUCUGUGGUCGUAGAGGUCUUAUCCCCUGUAACAUGAUAUCUGAGAUUGAGACAGAGGACGGCGAGAUGAUGGACCAGCUUCUCCAGCAGGGCUUCCUACCCCUAAACACACCAGUCGAAAAAAUCGUCAACUGCGAUCGUUUCAAAGAUGGCCGCUCGCUAAAUCGCAGGUUUCGGAAAUCCAAGAGAGAGCGGAACAGGAGAAGUGGACGGCACCCGAUGUCCACGCACCGAAUGGUGGCUCUGUAUGACUAUGACCCCAGGGAGAGCUCGCCAAACGUAGAUGUAGAGGCUGAGCUGACCUUCUGUGCUGGAGACGUGAUAGCGGUGUUUGGGGAAAUCGAUGAAGACGGGUUUUAUUAUGGCGAACUUAACGGGCACAGAGGUCUGGUGCCCUCCAACUUUCUGGAAGAAGUGCCUGAUGAUGUUGAUGUUUUCCUCACUGAGCCACAGGAUCAACCAGGCAGGACCAAGAGCAAAAGGAAGAAGAGCGUUCAUUUCACACCGUAACGGCUCAGUGCACCUCACGUCCCAUGGCGCAGUUACCAUGCUGAAAGGUGAUAGAUUACAUCCGAGACUGGUAAAUUAUAAACUCGUCUUUUUCUCUUUAUCACCAUUAAUUUGAUCAUAAAAAUAAUACAAAUAAAUAUAUAUAUAGAUAUGAACAUUUCACAUCUCACAAAUUCCCCUGAAGGUCUGAUAUCGUAAAUAAUUGUGAAAUAUUAAUCCUGGCCUUCAUUACAGCAAAGUUAUAUUUAGAAAGGAGUGAGUUUGGGACAUGCAUCAUUUAGUUGUUGUUUUACUCCGUGUGUAGAAAACAACUACAUCUAUGUAGUAAUCAUAGAUAUUCAUAUUAGACUGCUAUAGCGUAAAAUACGUAUUGUUUACUGUUUUAUCGCACUGCUUCUUCUGUAACUUAUCGUAAUACAUCAGUCUUUUCAAUUGAACUGCAUUGGUAGAUUUGAAAAUGCAUUAUUUUUCCUACCAGUUCAACUGAUCAACAGAUUUACAGGCUAAGACCAGUCACUUUUACCAAUUUUAAAAAAGAAAAUGUAUGUUUUUUACAUGUAGAUGAUGUUGCUGUGAAACAUCCCAGAUUAUUUUCUCCAGGUUUCUCUGUGUAUAAUAUGUAUAUCUAUGAUCCCAAUCUACACUGUACUACUUUAAGACAAACAAGAAAACUGUGUAUAUUAUGAUUAUGAAUAGGAUGAUGAUGAUAAUGAUGAUAAUGAUUAUUAUUAUUAUAGAUGCCAAAAUAUUCAAAGCAUCUUUUUAUGCAUUUUUUUAAUCUCUCUCGAAUGUAGCAAUUCCAUCGUAAAUUUUUAAAUUUUUUUUAUGAAGAGGAGAGGAAGGGAACACUUUUACAUCUAUUCGGAACACAUACAUAGAGUGAAGCCAUAUACACAGUUGAUAUUUGGCAUGACUUUGUCGCUGCGUACUGUACGGUGGCCCUCUUGGGACAGAAAGGACUUGGUGGAGAUGGAGGGUUGGAUAUGCAGAGAGAAAAAAUGGCUUUUUUUUCCUCCUGAACUUUCGCUUACGGGUCUCCCAUUAGGUUCCUGUGGAAAAAGCAGGGGGCUCACUGAGACGAAUCGCCACCUCCAUGGUGCGCCCCCACCAGGGCUCUGACCCCACCUCCCAGGGGCCAGAGAGACCCUCCGUGCGACGGCCCAAAGCCAAGCCUAAGAAACAAGGAUUGCUCUCCAGAGGAAAGAACGUGUUGAAAAGACUCAGUGCUGUAAAAUAGUUGGAGACACUUUUCCAUUGGAUCUGGAUGGAGGUGGGAAAGGGAAGGGUGGGAACUAGGAUUUUCAUGACUACUUGUUAAACUAGUCAAGUUUUUAAUACUUUUAAAUGAACCUAGGACCCCCUUCCCCAAUUAUAUUGACCAUGUGACACAAUUUUUGGUCUUGGGUAGUAGGUCUUAUUGUCUAACUGCUUAUGCCUCAAAACUUUACCUCUUAAUAGCUCUUAUUCCUUUUGAGUUUUCUGUCCAGAAUAUUAUGAAAUGUGCAUUUUUUUCCACAUAAAAUAAAUCAAAAAACACCAUUCUUAUGGCCUCGACCAGACUGGUCACAUGGUGGCAGAAGCAUAGUGAAUUUUAAGUCACUUGCCCACUUGCCCUCAUUCAACUUUUUCAAUCCAGUCAACAAAUUUCAGCUGUACAUGGUGAGACCGGAUGCUGCGAGGAGAGACGGGUAUGAAAACACGACCACAGUUGCUUUCUUGGCACUCCAAAGUUUUGUAGGGUUUGACUUUGCAGUUGCUUGAGUGGUCAUUGGGUUAUCACCAAAUUCUUCGAAUGUUCGUUGCUCUACAUAUUUUGAUAAUAAUCGAUACAGACAUAGUAAAAUGUCAUGCCGUGCUGAAAUGUUUCCUUUUAGGCAGCUGGAAUUAAAGUAAACUCAUUGGCUUUAAUGCCUCUGUAUUUACACUGCUAUUUAUAUUCCUGGAAACUUCUAGAAAGUCUGGUAGUGUUCAGGAAAAUGUUCUGGAAUGUUUUGGACAAUAGCGUAUUUUUAAAAUGCAUUUUCCAGAGCUUUUCCAGACUUUUAGAAAUUCCUUGAACUUACCAGUGUUGCUAUUUUAAACUUAUAAUGGGCAAAUUUGCAUCUCUUUCUUCACAAACUAAGUAAAAAACAGCAUAUUUUAAAUAUGUGCCUAUUUAUUUUUGACUCUUUGUUAAUAAAAAAAAAAAAUGCAUUGUCCCCUAUUCUACUCCCCCUGAACCCCCGCAAGUUUCGAAAAUCCGCAAGUUUUGGAGGGGGUUGACUGUAUUAAUAUUUGGGGGACGCCUUCAUCCAGAGCAACUUACAAUUAUCUUAUUUAUAGAACUGAGCAGUUGGGGGCCUUGCUCAAGGGCCCAGCAGUGGCAGCUUGGUGGUGUUGGGAUUUGAACUCAUAACCAUCUGAUCAGUCACCAGUGUCGUGGAGACAAGAGCAAGGUUUUUCUAUAUUUUUGCAGCAUAAGCAAUUAGCAAACAUGAAGUACUCCCCAGGAGCAAAAAAUGUUGCCUAAUGUUAUUUAUCACCUAACGAAUAUUAUCGUGUGAAAUCUAUCAGUAGAUUAUUCAUAGUAUAGUAUAUUAAUUAAUACUAGGAGUAUUUUUAGGGUUAAAGUGGUCUCUUGGUUGAAAUGACCUCCUAUCCAUCUAAAGUAAGAACCUGUCCAAGAUAUGUCUGGUAUCCAAAGUUAGCUUGUUGCAUCAGGGCUAGUAUAGCUAUGAACACUUACAGUUUCCAAUUUAGGAUCAUGUGUAAAUAUUUUUUUUACACUUCAGAGCGCAUUGUUCAACCAAUAGCAUUGUGAAUAGAUUUUCAUUUGAGCAAUAUUUUGAGGGAAUGUUUACUCCUUUAACGUCAUGAUGCUAAACUGUUAGCUUAAAAGUCUCCUUUAUUAUUACAUUAGCAUUCGCCUUGUAACGCUGGAGACAAAUAAAUUGAAUCGUCCUUUGGCUGAAAUGUGGGAAAAGAUCGAAUUCUAGCUGAAAUAUCACUAAAACUCGUAUCUACCGACAGCAGGCUAACACCUAGUAUACUGGGUUAACUACCAUCAAGUCAUUUUAGAUCUAAAAUAUCAGACUAAACAAGUACUUCUACUCAUUUCGUGUCACAUUGUACUGCUGACUGCCCAAAGUUUUAUUAGAAAGACAGAUACGGCCACUUAAAUUAAAAAUUAGCACAAACUAAAACAAGUGUAGCACAAAUUAUAGUUGUUUUUUUGUCAAAUUAUAAUAUAGAGUAUAUAUAGAUUUGUAUAUUUAUGAAUAUUUAUGGAUUUACAGAUAGUAUAUAUGAAACUGCAUCAAUGCACCCCGCCACUUUUGACUAGUUUCCCAAUUUUGGUUGGUCAUGAAACUCCUACACUCAGCCUCCUUAUAGAUGCCUUAUAAACUGUGCACAAUGGUUUGUGUUGCGUCAGACAGACAGGUGGGACUUGUGAAGUUUUUACGUUCGUAUUGUCUUGUCAACAAAAAUGUCUUUUUGUUUUUAAUAUUCAAAUUAUUCAUAUUUAUUUAUUUACAUCUUAAUUAUUAAAGUAUGCAUCCUUUUUUUCAGCUAACAAUUAGCGUCAUGAAUGUAAGGUGAUGAGAACGCUGGCAUGGUCUUUGAGCUGAUACUGUACUGUAUUUUCUCAACAACAAAUAUAUAUAUUUUUCUUUUUCUCUUCAUCUUUCCAUUUGCACAUUCUCUCUAAUGCAGACAUAAGUUUGGACUGAGACUGCCAAAAAAUUAUAUUAAUAAUAAUAAUAAUAUAAAAAAAAAAAAAAGGAAUGUACAAAAACAUUCUGUAUAUCUUGUACAAUUGUCGGCCAAAUACUAGACAUUUUAUGUCAUCAGAAUAAUUGUAUAUACACAUAUAUAAAUAAAUAUAUAUACACACACACAAACAUAUAUAUAAAUAUAUCCUUUUUUUUCUUUUUUUAUUCAAGUCAGGAGAUCAUAUGUUGUCGAGCAUUGCUUCUACAUGUCGUCCGAGUGACUUGCUGCUCUUUUUGUACCUCGUCCAUUUGUACAUUCUUUUUAAAUGUUUAUACUUGCUUUUCAGACUGCCUUUUUUGUACAUUCGACUUUAUAUUCUUGACAGUGCAAGCUUUUUUCCCUCAUGGUGUCUUCAAAACCAUAACCUUUCAAGGUCUGCAACUGUGUGCUAGCAUUAAGGUGAAGAAAACAAACACGUGGAAAAAACGAGCCUAUGUUGACGGAUAUCUAACAUCGUGUGGGUGUGCAUGUGCAAAAGAAAAAUGUUUUUUGUUUUUGUUUUUUUUUUAAUUGAAAUAAAUUUGAUAUUUUGUACAAA
Messenger RNA from Silurus meridionalis, 8641 nucleotides. It is a transcript of the gene rimbp2b, whose product is annotated as RIMS binding protein 2b. The record is from RefSeq and is a predicted model, not a curated record. Gene Ontology annotation, molecular function: protein binding. The coding region runs from base 7 to 4350 and encodes 1447 amino acids. The transcript has 23 exons. Lineage: Eukaryota; Metazoa; Chordata; Actinopteri; Siluriformes; Siluridae. Gene Ontology annotation, biological process: neuromuscular synaptic transmission.